Podarcis lilfordi (Lilford's wall lizard) is the source of this 1812-nucleotide messenger RNA. NCBI's taxonomy places the organism in Eukaryota, Metazoa, Chordata, Lepidosauria, Squamata, Lacertidae. The record is from the annotation of a GenBank genome assembly.
AUGGGAGACAGCUACAGAAAGGAACAAGGUCUGUAUUUUUUGCUUUUCCUUUGUCUUCAUGGAGCAGUGAGUAUAUCACUUCACUAUUCUGUGCCUGAAGAAAAGAAAAGGGGGUCUUUGGUGGCUAAUGUGCUGGAGGAUUUGAAACUGGGAAAAGGGGAGCUGUCAGCUCACAGAGCCCAGCUGGUUUCUAAGAACAGUAAGCAAUAUUUUCGUCUUGAUACCAAGACUGGGAAUUUGUUGAUAAAUGAUAAAAUAGACCGAGAAGCACUCUGUGGCCAGACUGAUCCUUGCUUGUUACACACUGAAAUUGUGUUGCAAAAUCCCUUAAAGAUCUACAGUAUUGAAGUCAAGAUAGAAGAUGUGAAUGAUAAUAUCCCCAAAUUCUCUAAAAAGGCAUUUGAUCUGGAAAUUCCUGAGAAUGUCCCUCCAAAUACUCAUUUCCCCUUGGAAUUUGCCCAAGAUGAGGACCUGGGAAUGAAUAACAUCCAAAACUACACUCUCAGUCCCAAUGAACAUUUCAUACUUAGCAUGGAGAGCAACAAGAAUGGAAGGAAAUAUGUGGAUCUUGUUCUGGAGAAGCCAUUGGACAGGGAGAAGGAGCCACACUUUGGAUUAAUUCUCAUGGCUGUAGAUGGAGGGGUGCCACAGAGAACAGGCACGGUUCAAAUAAAUAUUGAUGUUCUUGACAAUAAUGACAACUUUCCUCAGUUUACCCAGUCUGAAUACAAAGCUAGGUUAAAAGAAAACAGCCCACAGGGUACUCUGGUCUUCAAAGUGGAAGCUACAGAUUUGGAUUUUGGCUCAAAUGCACAGAUCACCUACUCAUUCAACCGGGUACCAGAAAAAAUAUAUGAUCUGUUUCACCUAAAUGAAAUCACGGGGGAAAUCACCCUUUCUGGUCAGCUUGAUUAUGAAAAGGAAACCAGCUAUGACAUGAGCAUCAGGGCUACAGAUGGAGGGGGUCUUUCAGGUCAUUGCAAGGUCCUGGUAGACAUUGAAGACAUGAAUGACAAUGUCCCUGAAGUGUCCAUCAUAUCCAUCACUAGUCCUGUGGCAGAGGAUUCUCCCCUGGAGACACUUGUGGCUCUCUUCAGUGUCAUAGACCGAGACUAUGGUGAUAAUGGCAGAACUGUGUGCUCUGUGGAGGCAACCCUUCCUUUUAUGUUAAAACUCACUAUGAAUAAUUAUUACCAGCUUGUGGUCCAAAGUCCCUUGGACAGAGAGAAGGUCUCAGAGUAUAAUAUCACCAUCACAGCCGUAGACCAAGGCUCCCCCAGGCUCACUUCAACAAGAAUUAUUAACGUUCAGAUCUCAGAUGUCAAUGACAACCCUCCAGUAUUUGAAAAGUCUUCAUGUGAAAUGCAGAUACGGGAAAACAAUAUUCCAGGACUGCUCAUUGGCUCAGUCCAUGCUGCUGAUCUGGACACUGAGAAGAAUGCCAAGGUCACCUACUCCCUUUUGCCUGGGAAGGUCACUGAUGGCCUUGUGGCCUCUUACAUCUCAGUCAACUCUGAAAGCGGAAAUCUGUAUGCCCUCCGAUCUCUGGAUUAUGAGCAGAUCAAAGAUUUCAAAGUGAUGGUGAGGGCUACAGAUGGAGGCUCUCCUCCCCUCAGCUCAGAAGUUACUGUCCGAGUCGUAAUCCUAGACGAAAACGACAACGCUCCCUUCUUCCUCUACCCUCUUCAGAACAGCACAUCCCCUGCAAUGAGCUGGUGCCCAAGUCGGUGGAGGCCGGCUACCUGGUCACCAAGGUGGUGGCUGUGGAUGGAGAUUCUGGCCAGAACUCGUGGCUUUCCUAUGAGCUGCUGA